Molecule: messenger RNA, 13512 nt
Organism: Stegostoma tigrinum
Lineage: Eukaryota; Metazoa; Chordata; Chondrichthyes; Orectolobiformes; Stegostomatidae
Gene: dpf3
Product: double PHD fingers 3
Exons: 13
Coding region: 84-1346 (420 amino acids)
Biological process (GO): nervous system development
Cellular component (GO): nBAF complex
Source: RefSeq, a predicted model, not a curated record
AACGGCAGUCAGGCAUUUAGUGUGCAUGUAGGCUCUCAGGAGUCUGAUUAUCUAUUGCGCAUGCCCGGCAGAUCCUGUGAUCAAUGUGCAUGCUCAGAGUUGGAGAGCGGGAUGGUAAACGCUUUGGAUUGCCAGAAUCUGCAGUUCGCUUUUGUAUCACUGCUAAACAGCAAUCGGCUGGAAGAACAACUGUUCUCUUCUUGACCCGACUGGGAGAACAGUUCUACAAGGAAGCCAUUGAACAUUGCCGGAAUUACAAUGCCCGGCUGUGUGCAGAACGUAAUGUCCGCCUGCCAUUCCUGGACUCUCAGACUGGCGUUGCACAAAAUAAUUGCUACAUUUGGAUGGAAAAGAGGCACAGAGGCCCAGGAGUGGCACCAGGGCAGUUGUAUACUUACCCUGCACGCUGCUGGCGAAAGAAGAGACGCCUGCAUCCCCCAGAAGACCCCAGGCUGAGGCUAUGUGAAAUCAAGCUUGAGGGAGAAAUCUUGAAAAAGGAUAGUGUGUCAGCUGAAGGGACAACUUUGGAAGCUCUGCUACGUGGGGAGGCACUGGAGAAAAGAAACGACUCAAGAGACGAUGAAGCCUACAGUGAAAUUCAGAGAAUUUUAGACAAUGAGGAAAACAUAGAAGAUUUGGAAGAAGAAGACUUGGAAGAUGAUGUCCCAAAAAGGAAAAACAAACCCAGAGGACGGAGUCGUGGUGUCGGUAGUAGAAAAAAAACUGAUUCCACUGCCCAGGAAGACCAUGAUAAGCCAUAUGUGUGUGACAAUAGUUACAAACAAAAGCAUAACUCAAAAACAUCUGACAAAGUUUGCGGCAAGCGAUACAAGAAUCGUCCUGGUCUUAGUUAUCAUUAUGCUCAUACUCAUUUAGCUGAUGAGGAAGGAGAUGAUGACCGAGAUUCAGAGCCCCAUUCACCUCCAAUCUUGAGAAGUGAAGGUCACAAAACUCGGAAAGGUCCGGAUGGGAUGGUAAUUUCUAAUAAUUACUGUGACUUCUGUCUCGGUGGGUCAAAUAUGAACAAAAAAACAGGCAGGGCUGAGGAGCUGGUCUCGUGCUCAGACUGUGGGCGCUCCGGUCACCCCACCUGUUUACAGUUCACAAUAAAUAUGACUGCAGCUGUGAAAACUUAUCACUGGCAAUGCAUAGAGUGCAAAUCCUGUAGCUUGUGUGGGACUUCUGAAAAUGAUGACCAGUUAUUGUUUUGUGAUGAUUGUGAUCGUGGCUAUCACAUGUACUGUUUAAACCCACCAAUGGCACAGCCUCCAGAAGGAAGCUGGAGUUGCCACUUGUGCCUGAAACAACUGAAGGAAAAAGCUUCUGGUUAUGCGAACAAACCCUGAUUUAGCAUCGUCAAUUUUUUUUAAUAUAUAUAUAUAUAAUUUUUUUUAAGAUUAGUUUUAUUUAGAUGCAUGUGAUCAGUGUUUAACACAUUUGCACAGUGGUGCUAAAAGAAAAUGAACCUGUUUUUGUUUCAUUCAUUGAAGCAGAGCCAACCAUUGGCCACCGAGCCCAUAUUUCAGUACUGCAAUCAACACAAUUUUGAUUAUUCUCGGCUGCCAUUAGAUGACAAUGUUAUGGCCAUUAAAUAUAAUGGUUUUAAAAUGUUCAGUGUUUAAACUUUGCUGUGGCAACAUUUUAAUGUGACUUUAAUCCUCCAUUUCCGAUGUUUUUAUUCACCUUAACAUAUUUAAAAAGAACUGGUUGCUGCAAUAUUUUACAGAACUCCAUGAUUUUUGAUGAUUCAAGUGGAAUGACUUCUCAAAUUCCACAUUUUAAUCAAGACUGAGAAAAUCUGCCAAGUAUUAUUUCUUCUAUAGCAUGGAGUUUUGCUAAACCGUUGAAAACGUGAUCUGAAUGUUCGUAUUGAUACUUUUAACAAAACAAACUUCAGUAUGUAGUCCAUAAAGCCUUUCAAAUAUAAAUGUUAACUACACCUCUUUGUCCACUGCCCUUACAUCCCUCUGCUACUAGCAAACUCCAUUCUAAAGCCAAAAGCUAAAUCUGAACACUGAUUCUUAAUAGUCUGCUCUACAGACAAAAGCCUCAGUGUUACUUUAAACUUGAAAGCUUUACAUUUCAAUGGCAUUAGUAUUUUUAUAUAUCUUCAUUAUGAGCCUUAAAAACUGUCUUUAUUUUCUUAAUAGGCUGUUGACCCAAUUUAUGUUUUUAUAUAUGAUAAAUAGUGAUUGUAGAGGAUCUUUUUGUAUUGUUCAGAGGGGACCUACAAUAUGAUCCUUCUCUGCUGUUUCAUUCCUACACACCCCUACACUCAUUUAAGAUAAGCUGCUGCAAUAUUGCAGGAGAAUCCCAACAGUCUUCAAAUAGUGUGCAUUUUUGUGCUUUAGUGCCAUUUCUUAGUGAUUUAUGAGAAGCCAAUAAUCCAGAAUAUUAGCAUGUUCUCUUCAGCAUUUUUGCUUAAUUAAAAUGUGAAAGUAGUGUUAGUUUAAGGUUGUUCAUAUUCUUGACACAGUCUUUCAACGUACUUGCUUGUUGUAGACCAGGAAUUGAAAACAACAUCAGAUGUAUUGGGAGUACUGCACUGUCAGAGAUGUCUUCUUUCAAAUGAGGCGUUAAACUGCUUGUGCUGGUCAAGGAAAUGAUGCAGUGAUCACGAUUUAAAGACCAGGCAAGUUCUAAUGAUGCCUUGAAUGAUAUUUAGCUCUCUAUCAACAUCUCAAAAUCAGAAGAUCUCAUCAUUAUCACAUUACUCUUUGUGGGAACUUGCUGUGCAUGGUUUGCGUGCUGUAGGGUCAUGUAAUAUUGCACCUCCUCCUGUGAUGUACACUGUCUGAUUAGCAUAUUACUAAUAGAAUUAAUCAAUUAAACUGCCAGAUGAAUUCUCCAAACAUAUUCAUGUUGAAGCACUCCCCUCCCCCAGUGUUGCCAACCUUGACUUCACACUGAGUGGUAACCAGUCACAGAAUUGUAACCAAUUUCUUGCACUAUGCUGCUGAGCCAGUUGCAUGUUGAAGUCAGUCAGCUCAGAUGAAGCUUCUAACUUUAAUGGAUGAAAACUGCUGUUGGACUGAGAUUACCACAGAUUUGGGCAUAUGUGUUGCACUUUGGAUAUGGAAGUUCUUGCUGCUUCUAAUGCUGCCUCAUUACCAGGGUUCACCCUGACAAUUCAGGGUGUUGUUCUUUUAGGUAGAGGCACAGUGAAACUCCAGCAGACCUCUAGUCUGGGCUCUGGUUUGUCUAGUUCAGGUUUCCAAGGUAAUAAAAGAAAAUCAUUGCAAAUGUUGAGAGGUGCCAGUGAGGUUCCCCAAAAACCCUUACUGUAAUGUUCCGAAUGAAAAUUCUUUGUGCCCACAAUAGCUUCGAUGAAAGAUUAUUGAAUGCGUACUCUGUUUAAUUAUACUAGGCUCAAUUAUAACACUUCUCAAUUUUUUUUAUUCAUUUGUGGGCCGAGUGCAUCACUGGCCAGCAUUUAUUGCCCAUCUGUAAUUGUCGAAAGGGCAGUUAAGAGUCAACCACAUUGCUGUUGGCCUGGAGUUACACUUAGGACAGACUAGAUAAGGAUGGCACUUUUCUUCCCUAAAGGACAUACGAACAUAGAACAUUACAGUGCAGGACAGGCCCUUUUGCCCGCAUGUUGCGCCGACCUGUGAAACCAAACUGAAGCCCAUCUAACCUACACGAUUCCAUUAUCAUCCAUAUGUUUAUCCAAUGACCAUUUAAAUGCCCUGAAAGUUGGCCUGUCUACUACUGUUGCAGGCAGGGCAUUCCACGUGCUUACUACUCUCUGAGUAAGGAACCUACCUCUGACAUCUGUCCUAUAUCUAUCCCCCCUCAAUUUCAAGCUAUGUCUCCUCAUGUUAGCCAUCACCAUCUGAGGAAAAAGGCUCUCACUGUCCACCCUAUCUAAUCCUCUGAUCAUCUUGUAUGUCUCUAUUAAGUCGCCUCUUAACCUUCUUCUCUCCAAUGAAAACAGCCUCAAGUCCCUCAGCCUUUUCUCGUAAGAUCUUCGCUCCAUACCAGGCGACAUCCUAGUAAAUCUCCUCUGCACCCUUUCCAAUGCUUCCACAUCCUUCCUGUAAUGUGACGACCAGAACUGUACGCAAUACUCCAAGUGCGGCCACACCAGAAUUUUGUACAGCUGCAUGACCUCAUGGCUCCGAAACUCAACCCCUCUAUUAAUAAAACCUAACACACCGUAUGCCGCCUUAACAACCCUAUCAACCUGGAUGGCAACUUUCAGGGAUCUGUGUACAUGGACACCAAGAUCUCUCUGCUCAUCCACACAACCAAGAAAUUUGCCAUUAGCCCAGUACUCUGUAUUCCUGUUACUCCUUCCAAAGUGAAUCACCUCACACUUUUCUGCAUUAGGAGCGGCACGGUGGCUCAGUAGAUAGCACUACAGCCUCACCGUGCCAGGGACUCGGGUUCGAUUCCAGCCUCAGGCAACUGUCUGUGUGGAGUUUGCACGUUCUUCCCGUGUCUGCGUGGGUUUCCUCCAGGUGUUCCGGUUUCCUCCCACAGUCCAAAGAUGUGCAGGCUAGGUGGAUCGGCCAUGCUAAAUUGCCCGUAGUGUUCAGGGGUGUGUGGGUUAUACGGGGAUAAGUCUGGGCGGGAUGCUUCAAGGGCGGCGUGGACUUGUUGGGCCGAAGGGUCUGUUUGCACGCUGUAGGUAAUCUAAUCUAAACUCCAUUUGCCCCUCUCAGGCCAGCUCUGCAGCUUAUCUGUGUCCCUCUGUAUCCUGCAACAUCCUUCCACACUAUCCACAACUCCAUCAACUUUAGUGUCGUCCGCAAAUUUACUAACCCAUCCUUCUAUGCACUCAUCCAGGUCAUUUAUAAAAAUGACAAACAGCAGUGGCCCCAAAACACAUGCUUGCGGUGCACCACUAGUAACUGAACUCCAGGAUGAAUAUUUUCCAUCAACCACCACCCUCUGUCUUCUUACAGCUAGCCAAUUUCCGUUCCAAACCGCUAAAUCACCUUCAAUCCCAUGCCUCCAUAUUUUCUGCAGUAGCCUACUGUGGGGAACCUGAUCAAACGUUUUACACUCAUCCACCUGUUUAGUCACCUCAAAGAACUCAGUAAGAUUUUUGAGGCACAACCUACCCUUCACAAAACUGUGUUGACUAUCCCUAAUCAAAUUAUUACUUUCUAGAUGAUUAUAAAUCCUAUCUCUGAUAAUCCUUUCCAACACUUUACCCACAACCGAAAUAAGGCUCACUGGUCUAUAAUUACCAGGGUUGUCUCUACUCCCCUUGAACAAGGGGACAACAUUUGCUUCCUCCAGUCUUCUAGCACUAUUCCUGUAGACAAUGACGACAUAAAGAUCAAAGUCAAAGGCUCUGCCGUCUCCUCCCUAGCUUCCCAGAGAAUCCUAGGAUAAAUCUCAUCUGGCCCAGGGGACUUAUCUAUUUUCACACUUUCCAGAAUUGCUAACACCACCUCCUAUAAACCUCAAUCCCAUCUAGUCUAAUAACCCGUAUCUCAGUAUUCUCCUCGACAACACUCUUUUUCCUGUGAGAAUACUGACAAAAAAUAUUCAUGUCGCACCUCUCCUAUCUCUUCAGACUCCAUGCACAACUUCCCACUACUGUCCUUGACUGUCCCUAAUCUUCCUCUAGUCAUUCUUUUAUUCCUCACGUACGUAUAGAAAGCUUCGGGGUUUUCCUUGAUCCUACCUGCCUAAAACUUCUCAUUUCCCCUCCUGGCUCUUAACUCUCUCUUUAGGUCCUUCCUGGCAAACUUGUAACUCUCAAGUGCCCUCACUCAUGGGCUUCAGAUUGGUAUGACAGGUCGGCACAACAUCGAAGGCCGAAGGGCCUGUACUGUGCUGUUAUGUUCUAACUGAGCCUGCAUGCCUCAUCUUUACAUAAGCCUCCUUCUUCCUCUUGACAAGAGAUUCAACUUCUUUAUUAAACCAUGGUUCCCUUGCUCGACCACUUCCUGCCUGCCUGACAGGUACAUACUUAUCAAGCACAUGAACGAGCCGUUCCUUGAACAAGCUCCACAUUUCAAUUGUACCCAGCCCCUGCAGUUUCUUUCCCCAUCCUAUGCAUCCUAAGUCUUGUUGAAUCGCCGCCUCAUUGCCUUUCCCCCAGCCAUAACACUUGCCCUGCGGUAUAUACCUGUCCCUUUCCAUUGCUAAAGUAAACGUAACCGAAUUGUGGCCACUGUCACCAAAGUGCUCACCUACCUCCAAAUCUAACAGCUGGCCUGGUUCAUUACCCAGUACCAAAUCUAAUGUGGCCUCACCCUUUUGGCCUAUGUAUAUACUGUGUCAGGAAACCCUCCUGCACACAUUAGACAAAAACUGACCCAUCUAAAGUACUCGAAUUAUAGCGAUUCCAGUCAAUAUUUGGAAAGUUAAAGUCCCCCUUAACUACCCUGUUACUUCGCUCCUAUCCAGAAUCAUCUUUGCAAUCCUUUCCUCUACAGCUCUGGAAAUUUUCGGAGGCCUAUAGAAAACUCCCAAAGGGGUGAACUCUCCUUUCCUGUUUCUAACCUCAGCCCGUACUACCUCAGUAGACGAGUCCUCAUCGAAUGCCCUUUCUACCACCGUAAUAUUGUGCCAAAUCUCCCCCUCUUUGACCCCCUUCCCUGAUCUUACUGAAACCUCUAAACCCCGGAACCUGCAACAACCAUUCCUAUCCCUGCUCUACCCAUGUCUCCGAAAUGGCCAUAACAUCUCAGUCCCAGGUACCAACCCAUGCUGCAAAUCUAACAGCUGGCCUCGUUCAUUACCCAGUACCAAAUCUAAUGUGGCCUCACCUCUUUUUGGCCUAUGUAUACUGUGUCAGGAAACCCUCCUGCACACAUUAGACAAAAAUUGACCCACCUUAUUCCGGUUGCCCCUGGUGUUGAAAUAGACACACUUCAAACCACCUUCCUGCCUGCCGGUACACUCCUGCGACCUUGAAACGUUAAUCAUGACCUCACUACUCUCAACCUCCUGUACACCGGAGCUGCAAUUCAGGCUCCCAUCCACCUGCUGAAUUAAUUUCAACCCUCCUGAAGAGCAUUAGCAAAUUUCGCCCCCCCCCCCCCCCGGAUAUUGGUACCCUUCUGGUUCAGAUGUAGACUGUCCUGUCCUGUUUGUAGAGGUCCCACCUACCUCGGAAUGAGCCUCAAUUACACAGGUAUGUGAAUCUCUCCCUCUUGCACAAUCCCUGUUACCACGUAUUCACCUGAAAUGUCAACUAGAUGGGAAUUCCUGACCAUCAGCAAUGGAUUUGUAGUCCUCAUUCGACCCCUAAUUUCAGAUUUUUUUUAUUGAAUGUAAAUUCCACCAUUGGUCACCGUGGGUUUUGAACCUCGGUCCCCAGAUCAUCACUUGGGGCUUUGAUUUAACAUUCUGGUGAUAAUGAGUUUCCUGUUUGGCGCCUGUAAAUUUGAUUUUUUUUUUCGUUGUAUCUUACUGGCACUUGGACAUUUCUGUUUGGGCCAAUGUUUAUUGUUCAUCCUAAUUGCCCUGGUGAAUGUGGUGUAGAUAUACCCACAGCACUGUUAGGGAGUCCCAGGAUUUUGACCAGGUGUCACUGAAGCAAGUGAUAUUUUUCCAGAUCAGGAUAUGUGGCUUAGAAGGGAAUUUGCAAGUGAUGGUGUUCCCAUGUGUCUGCUGCCAUUAUCCUUCUGAAUAAUAGAGGCUGCAACAUUGAAAUGUGCAAUUGAAGAAGUCUUGGUGAGUUGUUUCAAGUGCAUUUGUAGAUCCAUUGGUGUCAAAUGGAGUGAAAGGUGAAGAUGUCAGUGCCAGUCAAGUGGGUUGCUUUGCCCUGAAUGAAUAUGAGCUCCUUGAGUGUAGUUGGAGCUGCACCUGUCUAGGCAGUCCUGACAUUAUCUAGGAAAUCCAGGAUGGGAAGUGAAUAAAUAAAUACAACACCCACACCCAUGAACAAGUAAAAAGAAUCCUCGGUGAACAUCCCCAUUUAUGACCUUCUGAUGGAAGUUAUCCUUAUACUUUAGAGCAGAUUUAAUAACCCCAUGCCUUAUUUUCCUUCUGUAUUUAACUCUGACUAGCAGUUUUGAGCUUUGGGAUAUCUGUCAACUAAAUGGAGGUGAGGGACUACUGCUUUGGAGGUAAGUGUAUUUGAAAGUGUGGGGCCAUUUGCAUUCGGGGGGAAAAAAAUGCUAGCCGAGUUGGCUGGAGGCCUCCUCUGAUCUCCUACUACUCCCAAGGCUUAUUCAGUUAUCCGGAGUGGGGAAUUGUUUACUUAAUGUCAAUUAAACAAGUUUCAGAAAUAUCCACCUGUUAUCUUUAGACCCUAGGCCAAACAGUGGACGUUUAGUCAACCUUUCAAAAUCUGGCGGUCACAUUUGCCCGCAACAGUGCUCCUGUGCGAUACCAAUAACUCUGGUUGCCUCGACCGAACAGAAGGAUCAUAUAGCCUGAUUGAUUGACGAAUUUGUCCACUUUUUGAUAUUUUGGCCUCCCUUUAACUGCUGUGUCAUAGAGUUAGAGCGUUAUACGGCACAGAAAAGACCCUUUGAUCCAAGUCACCCAUGCCAACCAGAUAUCCUAAAUUAAUCCAGCCCCAUUUGCCACCACCUGGCCCAUGUCCCCCUAAAACCUUUCCUAUUUGAUUACCCACCCAGAUGCCUUUUUAAAUGUUGUAAUUAUACAAACCUCUGCUACUUCCUCUGGGAGCUCAUUCCGUACACACAUGCAAUACAUACAGCAUCCUCUGCAUGUAAACUUGCCCUUAGGUCCCUUUUAUAUCUUUCCCUUCUCACUUUAAACUUAUGCUCUCAAGCUUUGGACUCCCCUACCCUGGGAAGAAGACCUUAGCUAUUCACCCUAUCCAUGCCCUUUACGAACCUCUAUAAAGGUCACCCCUAAGCCUCUGACGCUUCAUGGAAAAUAGCUCCAACCUAUUCAGCCUCUCCCUACAGCUCAAACUCUUCAACACUGGCAACAUCUUCGUAAAUCGUUUCUGCACCUUUUCAAGUUUAAGAAUGUAUUUCCUGUAGCAGGGAGACCAGAAUUGAAUGCAGUAUUCCAGUGGUGGCUAACCAUUGUACUGUACAGCCACAACAUGACAUCCCAACUCAAUACACUGACCAAAAAAGGAAAGCAUACCAGCUUCUUCACUACCCUGUCUACCUGUGACUCCACCUUCAAGGAACUAUGAACCUUAACCCAACAUUUCUUUGUUGGUAACAUACCGUAGUGUCCAACCAUUGAGUGUAUAAGUCCUGCCCUGAUUUGUCUUACCAAAAUGCAACGCCUCACAUGUAUGUAAAGCUUCGUCUGUGACUCCUCGACCCAUUGGCCUCUCUAAGAUCCCGUUGUACUCUAACCUACUGUAGUCUAUGGUUCUCAGGCUUCUCCUUGCAGCCUUUCUUAAAUAAGGGCACAACAUCAGCCACCCUCCAGACUUCCAGCCCUUCACCCCUGAUUGUAAAUGAUGCAAAUAUCUCAGCUAAAGGCCCUGCAAUUUAUUCCCAAGCUUCCCAUAAUGUGUUGCGACACACUUGAUCGGAUCAUGGAGAUAUAUUUGCCUUUAUGCUUUUUAAAUCCUCCUCCUAUGUGGAGUGUUUUCAAGACAUCAGUAUUUCUUUGCCGGAGUUCCCUUGUUUCUAUGUUGUUCCUUCACAGCAGACACUGAUUAAAAUUUAUAAAUGCAAUAAUUUGGUGCCAAUCUGUUGCAUCAAAGCUGCUGCAGUCAGAUGUCUGGCUUUUCGGUCAGUAUGGUUUAUUUUAUUCUUUAAAUCAGGCUCCCACAAUCGGGUUUCAGUUGAACAGUUGGUGGUAUCAGAGGAUUGAGGAAAACCUAAUUAUGAAAUGGAUUUGAACAACUGGAUUAAAGUAAAUAUUUACCAUUACCCUGCUUUGUGGAGCAGGAGUAGUUUUCCUUUCAGUCCCACCAUCACCACCUGAUCACUCAGGGCAACUUGCAGAUAUUUACUCCACCAUUUCACUCUCUUUGUUAAAAUGUUGUGGUGAUUUUCUUCACUUAAAUGUUGUAGGUGCUGCUGCAUGAAUUUAAGGUAAGGAACCCACAAAGGACCGUAAGCAUCUUUCUGUUAUGUUUCAGAUAGAGACAAUUGAUUAUGUAUCGAUUAGGGUAACCACCACAUAAGAGUGUAGAAAAGUAGGAGACCAGCUUUCUUUAAGCUACUACAGCCAACAUAAAGAUUGAACCUGCACUGUUGGCCUUAUUUUACACACCAGUCUAGUCAUCUAGCCAGUUGAACUAACCAACCGCUGCUUGACAUAGACAUACAGCUAUAAUGAAAUAGCAUUAUGGCUAUUUAUUUGUAAGGAUUGGGAUUAAGGAAAAGCUCUACUCAGUCACAUUCCUGCAAUAUAACCUGCUGCUCGAACAGAACAAAGUAAUGUCACUACAAACAUUGUACACAAUGUUAAGGUUCAUGCAUUAGAAGUGUUCCCGUUGGAAAGUAUAAAUGUAUAUUUUCCAAUGGGAACACUAUUUAUGCAUGAACCUUAACAUUGCAUACAGCAAUUUAGAUUCAUUACUUUGUUUGGUCAAAAUAUUGUUAAUCUUUGAAAAUGAAAUUUCAUUCAAUGCUGUCCUUAUAGCUGCUGUCUGAAACAGGACCACUAGCAACAGAGAGCAAAAGUUGUUUUCAACCGAAAGAAUAGCUUAAGGGUUUUACUUUGAACGCCUGUUACAAACUACCAUUUGUAUGUAUUCGUUGUUUGUUUAGUAGUGCACUUAAUUAUUUUGUACGACAUUACUUUUGUAACGUGAAUAUCCAAUAGAAUAAAGCCACAAAUGAUUAGUGGUGUCACAUUAGGUUAGAUAUUGUUAAAGAUCUCCCUGUAGUUCUGUUAGUUACUACAAUACAGACAAAAGGCACAGUACGAUAGUAUUACAAUUUUGGGAGCUGCUGUUAAAUCUCCAUAUAGUUAAUUUAAUGUGUAACUUAAUGGGUUGUUUCUUCCAAAAGAAACUUCAAGUAUAAACCAUGGCUUUGCAAAGAAAAACAAUCAUAUGAGUAAUACAUAUAUGUUUCUUAAUUUCUCAGACUUGCAUCAAUUCAACAUUUUUUUUUCAUGAUUGUUUUAACAAAGUAAAAGCAAAGAAUCCUUUUGAUUAUUUCAAUCCUUUGGAAAAGGCUGUUCUUAAUAGGCCCUUCACAAACAGAAUGACCUUUUUCAGUGACAUUGUCCUGUCAAUUUAACAUUUCACGGUUGCAGUUGAUAGCCAGCUUUGCCACACAUUGACUUUUUGAGAUCGACAUGCAGUUGCAUCAUGGUAUCCAGAGUGACUGUUACUCCUACUGAGUGAACAAUAUAGCACAGUGAAUUACCUGUUCGUGUUGUACAGAUCAUGAGUAGAGGUGCAUUAGCGUUGUUGCAGAACAAGAGUAAAACUCUGCAAACAAAGGUGCAGGCCUGCAGAUCAUCAUCCUGAUGGAGGAGAGGAUGCCAGACAUCACUGCACUUGCAAUGAUAGACCUACCUUAAAUACCCUCAAUCACUACCCUCCACAACCUUGUGUAGAAAUGAAUUCAAUAGAUUCACCACUCUCUGGCUGAGGAGGUUUCUCCUUAUCUCUGUUCUAAAGGGUCAACCCUUUACUCUAAGGCUGUGCCCUCGUGUCCUGAUCUAUCCUGCUAAUGGAAACAUCUUCAAAAGGUCCACUGUAUCCAGGCCUUUCAGCAUUUUGUAAAUUUCAAAUAGAUACCCCCUCCCCUUCAAUAUGUCUAAACUCCAUUGAGUAUAGAGCCAGAAUUCAUCAUAUGUCAAGCCUUUCAUUCCAGGAAUCAUUCUCAUAAACCUCCUCUAGACCUGCAGCAGGGACAGUACAUUCUUCCUGAAGUAUAAGUCCCAGAGUUGUUCAUAAUAUUCUAAAUGUGGUCUGACUAAAGCCUUCUAAAACCUCAGAAGUACACCCCUGCUUUUAUACUUACGCCUUCAAAAUAAAUGCAAUUGUAUUUGCCCUCCUAACUACUGAUCUGCAAGUUUACCUUGAGUAUCUUGGACUAGGACUCCCAAGUCCUUUGAUUUCUGAAUUUUCUCCCCACUUAUAAAAUAAUCUAUGCCUCUAUUCUUCCUACCAAGUGCACCUCACACUUUCCCACAUUGUAUUCUAUCUGCCACUUGUCCAAAUCCUUCUGCAGCCUCCCCACCUCCUCAGUACUAUCUGUCCAUCCACCUACCUUUGUGUCAUCUGCAAACUUAGCCAGAAUGCUGUCAGUCCCUUCAUCUAAAUCAUCAAUGUAUGAAGUGAAAAAUUGUGGUUCCAACACUGAUGCUUCUGGAAAACGAUUAGUCACCAGCUGCCCUCCUGAGGAGGACCCUUUUUUAUCCCCACUCUGAUUUAUGAAAAAUUGAUAUCCCAAUACAUAUCCCUGCAGGACACCACUAGCCACAUCUUGCCCACCCAUUAUUCCGACUCUGUUUCCUGCCACUCAACCAACUUCCUUUCCAUGUCAGUAAUUUUCCCUCAGUUACAUGGGCUUCCACCUUAGCUAACAGCCUGUUGUGUAGGACAUUAUCAGACAUCUUCUGGAAGUCCGUAAUAACAAUGUUUAUCAACAUACUUCUAUCCCCACUUUUGUCUCACCUCUAUACAGUUUGUCAGGCAUGACGUACCCUUCGUGAAUCCAUGCUGACUCUACCUGAUUAACAAAUGUUUUGAGAUGAUCAAUUUCCCUAUCCUUGAUUAGAGACUCCAGUAAUUUCCCAACCAUAGAUGUCAGGUUAACUCAUCUGUAAUUCCCUGAUUUCUCUUUAUCACCCUUUCUUAAGGUACAGAGUGAGCAUGUGAACACAUUUCCAAUCCAGAUGUAUAACUCCUGAAUCCAGGGAUCUCUGAAAGAUAAGGUUAGGGCAUUGGCAAUGUGCUAUCCUACCUCCUUUAUCACCUGUGGAUGGAAGCCAGGUAUUUGUCACUCUUCAGCUCUACUAAUUUCCCCAUUGAUGAUUUACUUAAGCUAAUUUUAUUUACACCCCGACCCUGAUCCUCUGUUAAUUUCUUUGGGACUUCCAGCAAGCUAUCCUCCUCUUCUGUUGUGAAUACUGAAGCAAAAUAAUCAUUCAAUAUGUCUGCUAUUUCCCCAUGGUCAUAGACUGUAUGCCCACUCCCAGCCUUCGGUGUGCCAGUAGGCCUAUUAACUGGCCACUUUUUUUAUAUUAUAAAUUGUCUUCUCAUUGCCUCCUAUGGUCCUUGCAAGUUUCCUUUCAUGAUCCUUUUUAGCCACUCCUGUAAGCUGCUUUGUGGCCCUUUGUUUGUAUUUGUCCUAUGCUGUGGAAUCUGUGUUGUUCUUUACACUUUUUUGUAAGCUCUUUAAUUUUAUCUGUCCCUUACCUCCUUGGGUGUCCAUGGCUGUUUUAGUGAGGUGGGAUUUUUCCGUUCUCAUGGGUACCAACUGCUUCUGUAUAGCAUUAAAUGUUUCAACACCCUCCACUGUUCCUCAGUUGUUUUACCUUGUACCAGAACAUCCCAGUUUAGUAUAGAUAGUUCCUGCCUCGUCCCAUUAAAAUCUGCCUUACUUAAAUCCAAAAUUAUAGUAUCCAGUGAUAGUAGGAACUGCAGAUGCUGGAGAAUUUGAGAUAACAAGAUGUAGAGCAGGAUGAACACAG